AUGGCGUUCCAGUUCCCCGUGGCGAGCGGCAAGAAGAAGAAAGUGCAGGUGUUUGAGUGCCCCACGGAGACGUGGAAGGAGCGCAAGCCUCGCGCCGCCAAGAACAAAGCCAAGGACGAUGAACCGGAGAUGACGCUGCGUCAGGAAAUUCGCAAAGAGUUCGACGAAACCUUCGACUCAGUGCUGGACUUUGCUACGUCCAACCUGAAGGGCAAGGAGAAGAAGGCGCACGAGGCCAAGAAGAUUGAGGCGCUUGGUGGCAAAGCUGCCAAGAACCGUAGUGUGCCGUACAAGAUUCUGAUCGGCAUGAAGACCAAGGGCGCCGCCAGGAAGCAGCGUCGUGAGGAACUGGUACACGUGGUGACGGGAAAGAGGAAGGCCAGCAGUGGCAAGUCGAGAGACCAGCAGAAGCGGAAGAAGGUCGACUUCGGCGUGCAGGCUACCAAGGGACGGUUCAAGGGCGGCGUGCUGGAUGUGCGCGGUCUGUAA
Messenger RNA from Phytophthora sojae, 489 nucleotides. RefSeq lists its product as hypothetical. The transcript is spliced from 4 exons. The record is from RefSeq and is a predicted model, not a curated record. Lineage: Eukaryota; Oomycota; Peronosporomycetes; Peronosporales; Peronosporaceae. Gene Ontology annotation, biological process: maturation of SSU-rRNA from tricistronic rRNA transcript (SSU-rRNA, 5.8S rRNA, LSU-rRNA). Gene Ontology annotation, cellular component: nucleolus. The coding region runs from base 1 to 489 and encodes 162 amino acids.